GUUAUUAUCAACUUUAAAGUGAUAUCUAAAGUUAAAAUACAACAUAUUGAUGUUAAUAAAUUAAUUCUCAUGACCUCUACAUACCUGAAAAGAGCAUGACAUCUGUUUGUUUUAUAGAAUAAAAUAGAAACUUAUCUUUUUGUUUUAUUUGCUGGAUAGAAACACAGAUUCAUAAACUUUUAAUCAUAAUGGAGGGUGGUGAGUGGAGAAAGAAUAUUAUAAGUCAAUUACAACAAAGGAAUAAGCAGGAGACUGUGGCGUUUCAAGACAUCAUUACUUUUCAGAGCAGAUUGUUUGAUAAUGUAAACACUUUGAAGAAUGAGAAUUUACAGCUAACAUUAUUAAAUGAAAGAAUAAGAUAUUCCACAACAGAAAGUGUUUCAUCUGGUGGUGCAGUAAAUGAAAAAGUCCAAGCCUUAGAAAAGAAAAUAUUAUUGUUACAAGAAGAGUUAACAUCAUUACACAGACGGAGAGGAGAAAGUGCUCAGCAAAUAAUAAACUUUAAUGCGCAAGUCAAUGAGCUAGAAAAGAGUGUGCAAGCAAAGGACAUUAUUAUUUCAGAGAACACAGCGCUAAUAGCAUCCUUGCGAGCUGAAAUACAGUUGUAUGAAACCAACAUGGCGGAAUUGCAGGGAUUAAAUCAAGUCUUGAGAGAUGAACACCAAGCAUUACAGAUUGCCUUUGCAGCUAUAGAAGAAAAGUUGAGGAAAGUCCAGGAUGAAAAUCGUGCUCUUGUAGAAAGAUUAAUCAAAUAUAAAGCGAAAGAUGCCGACAAAAUGAACGAGGAAAAUGAACAUUUUCUAAAGUCAAGCCCUUCAGCGUUUUUCAUCAACACGUUUGGUAGAGUUAGUUUCGGGAAAAGGAACGACAAGAUACGGAAAGAUCUAGAAGAGGCGGCUAGAGAAGGGGGCAGCAGAAGUAGUGGGGGUUCGGCUAGUUCGGCAGAAGACAAAAUGGGCUCGCUACCUUACUAUGUGCUUCCAGACAAAGUGGCCUUAAGAUUUGACGCACACGAUGGUGACGUGAACGCAGUAAAGUGGAGUCCGACGGAUCGACUCGUCGCGACCGGCGGAGACGACAGGAAAGUCAAACUGUGGGAUGUUUCUAAAAUGGGCAUGGUAGAGAGUAAAGGCGCACUGGUCGGUUCGAACGCGGGCGUCAUGUCAGUGGACUUCGACUCGACGGGCGCGUACUUAGUUGCCGGCUCCAACGACUUCGCCAGCCGAGUGUGGACGGUGUCCGAUCAGAGAUUGAGGGACACAUUCACGGGUCACAGCGCGAAGGUGAUGGCGGCGAAGUUCCUCGGCGAACCCACCAAGGUCAUCACCGGCAGCCACGACAGGACGCUGAAGAUAUGGGACCUCAGAAGUAGGAGUUGUACGCAGACGAAAUUCGCAGGAUCGAAGUGCAACGACCUCGUGACGUCGGACGGCGCCGGAUCCACCAUCAUCUCCGGACACUUCGACAAGACGAUACGGUUCUGGGACAUCCGCAGCGAGAUGUCCGCCAACUACAUCACGCUGCAGGGCAGAAUCACCUCGCUCGACCUCAGCAGAGAUAACAAUUACCUACUAGCCUGUGUAAGAGACGACACUGUACAGCUCAUAGACUUACGGAUGGUUUCCAUAGUGCGACAUUUUAGCCACGACGCGUUCAAAGUGGGGUGCGAUUCUUCGCGCGCCUCUUUCGGCGUGGGCGGGCGGACGCUGGCGGUGGGCGCGGCGGACGGCGCCGUCUACGUGUGGAACACGCACUCCGGCCGCCUAGAGACCGUGCUUAGGGAUCACACAUCGGCAGUGACGGCGGUGUCGUGGCAUCCGCAGUCGGGGCUGCUGGCGUCGGUGGACUGCAAGAAGAAGGCCGUCAUCUGGGGCGACUUGUGACACGCGUGGGACAACCUCCCCCUCCCGCCGGAUAAAGAGACGCCGUCUACGGAUCUGCCUGACAAUGAGAGCCCUGAAGUGUUUGAGUUCUUCAGAGGUUUCACUACGGACAUUCUGCACAAGUUUUCUUAGUGAACUGAUCAGUGCGGUCGAGUCAUUGACAUUGAAGUAUGGCUCUUCACACCGAAAGCGUUGUCGCUGAUGUUCGAUUCACGAUAUUGUGGUGAUGCGUUGAUUUUCCACACAAUCACUUGAGUGAUACUGAGUACAUGAAUAUUAUCAUGUAUACUUAUUUAAUUUUUAAUUUAUUUUUGAUACGUACUAGAGAACGUUUCAUAUUUAAAACGGAAAUGGAAACAAUGAAGUUAUGACAUUUUCUUCAAAUAUUACAACAAAUAUUUAUUUUCUUACUCUAACUUUUUCCUAAACGGUGAUAGUACAUAAAUAGUUUAAAAUUAUUAUAAUAUGUUAUAAUGUUAUAUUAUAAGACCUUAGUGUUUUGAUGUGUCUCGAAAACGCAAGUCACAGUCAGUAUGAACGUUCUUAACAUUCGUUAUAAACCAAACUAUAUUGUGAGGGAUUAAAAAAACUUGUUUUAGCCAAGUGAUACAAAUCAAAAUCGAAAUUUGAUAAUACCAUGUUGUAAAUAUUAAUUGGCAUGUAAAAAAGGUGCUAUCUUAGAUAUAUUCGUUGAUGUAAUUAUUGUGCUUCUACUAAAAGCGCUCGAAUCAUGUAAUAAAUUAGAUAUAAAUAAAAUUUAAAUUAAAUUAAUGUAAAAACUGAUGUAGUCAAGAUAAAACAGUCAAAAGAAACGUAAUGUUAAGAAGUUAGCGAUGUAGUCUCGAAAAGUUGUAAUUUUGCACUAAAAAUGUUUAAUAUUGUGAAAUUAAUUUGGCCAAAGUAAAGUCAGUAAAAUAAUAAGGUCUCAACUUAAGUCAAAACUUUUAAGUGCAUUAUAUAUUUAACUAUUAAAAACUUUUUGAUUUCAGCAAAGUUUUGUAUAAUUGUACCUCAGAUCAACCCACAUGUACCAGUUUAGCUUUAUACCCAGACUGGUGUAUAUGGGC
Molecule: messenger RNA, 2950 nt
Organism: Aricia agestis (brown argus)
Lineage: Eukaryota; Metazoa; Arthropoda; Insecta; Lepidoptera; Lycaenidae
Gene: Atg16
Product: autophagy-related protein 16-1
Exons: 15
Coding region: 189-1883 (564 amino acids)
Biological process (GO): autophagosome assembly
Cellular component (GO): autophagosome membrane
Molecular function (GO): protein binding
Source: RefSeq, a predicted model, not a curated record